AUGAUGGGCGGCAUGUCGACAUUGCUCUGGGCCAUGAUCUUCUUUCUGCUCAUCGUGUAUGUCACAGCGCUGCUGUUCCGGGAGUUGCUGGGUAGGAGAGACGUGCCCAACGUCAAGGAGUGGUUCGACUCGGUGCCCCGCGCCAUGUAUUCCACCUUCAGAUGCAGCGUCGGGGACUGUUCUACACUCUCCGGCCAGCCGAUCUUCGAGUUUGUGCAAAAGGAGAUGGGAACUGUCUACAGCCUGAUCUACUGCCUCUUCGUCUUCGCGGUGACCAUCGGGCUGUUCAAUGUCAUCUCGGCCAUCUUUGUAGAGACGACAAUGGCGGCGGCGCAGAAGAUGGCGCAGGAGAAGAAGAUCGCCAAGCACGGGGACGAGAAGCUGCUGGCCGCCAGGGUCACGCGCUUCAUCACCUGCAUCCUGAAGUACUCGGACCGUGGCGAGCUGAAGCACGCGCGCUUCUCCGAGGCGGUGAAUGAGCUCUUUGAGAUUGAGGUGGCGCGCAGCGUCAUCGACAGCACCAUCAAAGACCCCGAGGCCAUCCAAGUGCUCAACGACUUGGACAUCCAUCCGCAGGACCGCGCACGGCUCUCGGACAUCUUCGACCCAGACAAUGGAGGCACCGUGCAGCUGUCUGACGUGGCCGCAGGCAUUCGCAGACUCCGGGGCGAGCCCAGAAGAAGCGACAUCGUUUGCGUGGACCUUAUGAUCCGGACAAUACAAGUGCAGGUGGCGGAGAUUCUGAUGGUUGUGACCGGCCUGGCAAGUGCGAGGCAAAGAUGA
Molecule: messenger RNA, 783 nt
Organism: Effrenium voratum
Lineage: Eukaryota; Dinophyceae; Suessiales; Symbiodiniaceae
Source: the annotation of a GenBank genome assembly